This is a messenger RNA of Boleophthalmus pectinirostris (great blue-spotted mudskipper), 3268 nucleotides long. It is a transcript of the gene asic4a, whose product is annotated as acid-sensing (proton-gated) ion channel family member 4a. Gene Ontology annotation, molecular function: ligand-gated sodium channel activity. NCBI's taxonomy places the organism in Eukaryota, Metazoa, Chordata, Actinopteri, Gobiiformes, Gobiidae. Gene Ontology annotation, cellular component: membrane. The record is from RefSeq and is a predicted model, not a curated record. Gene Ontology annotation, biological process: sodium ion transmembrane transport.
AUGCCUAUCGAAUUUGUUUGCAAAAUCAAAUUUGCAGAGGAGGAUGAGAAGCAGAAAAGCCAACAGGAUGGGGACAAAGAGAGCCUGAUCGAGGAGAGCUGCUCCCCUCCGGCCAAAGACCUGGCCAGGUUCGCCAACUCUUGCUCCCUCCAUGGGAUUAACCACAUCUUUGUGUCGGGACGCCUGGGCAUCCGGCAGACUCUAUGGGCACUGGCCUUUCUCACUUCACUGGCUCUGUUUCUGUACCAGGCAGCCAAAUGUGCCAUCUCGUACCUGGAGCACCCACACGUGACCGCUCUGAAUGAAGAGGCCACUCCGGAGAUGGUCUUUCCCGCCGUCACCAUCUGUAACAUCAACCGCUUUCGAUUUUCCGCUCUCACCGAUGCCGACAUCUACCACCUGGCCAACCUGACCGGACUGCCCCCCAAGAAUCGGGACGGACACAAGCCCUCGGACCUGCAGUACCCUGCACCCGACAUGCAGGACAUCUUCAACCGUACAGGACACCAGCUGGACGAGAUGCUCAUGAGUUGCAACUUCAGCGGACAGAACUGCUCCGUGGAUGACUUCACUGUGGUGUACACGCGAUAUGGAAAAUGCUACACUUUUAAUGGCAACAAGACCGCGCUGAGGAAGACCAAGCAAGGCGGGAUGGGGAACGGACUCGAGAUCAUGUUGGAUAUACAGCAAGAUGAGUAUCUGCCCAUCUGGAGGGAAACUAAUGAGACUUCUCUGGAGGCUGGGAUCCGGGUGCAGAUCCAUAGUCAGGACGAGCCCCCUUACAUCCACCAGCUGGGCUUCGGAGUCUCCCCGGGCUUCCAGACCUUUGUGUCCUGUCAGGAGCAGAGGCUGACCUAUCUGCCCCAGCCCUGGGGGAACUGCCGCUCUAGCAGCAAAGAGAAGUUCCCUGGAUACGACACGUACAGCAUCAGCGCCUGCCGCCUGCUGUGUGAGACCAACGAGGUCAUCCGCGUCUGCAACUGCCGCAUGGUGCACAUGCCCGGAACAGCGGAUAUCUGUCCUCCCAGUAAAAUCGGCUGUGUGGACAAAGCGCUGGCCCAGUUACAGAAGACCAGUGGAGAGUGUCCAUGUGAGACUCCCUGUAAUCUGACACGUUAUGGGAAAGAGCUCUCCAUGGUGAAGAUCCCCAGUAAGGGCUCUGCGCGGUACUUGUCCAGGAAGUAUGACAAGACAGAGGACUACAUACGAGAUAACUUUCUGGUCCUGGAUAUAUUUUUUGAAGCUUUGAACUACGAGACCAUUGAACAAAAGAAGGCGUACGAUGUUGCAGGAUUAUUAGGCGACAUUGGUGGACAGAUGGGCCUGUUUAUUGGAGCCAGCAUCUUGACAGUGUUAGAAAUACUGGAUUAUAUCUAUGAGGUGAUCAAGCAGAGGAUACAGAGGCUACUCCGACCACAGAAAGAAGAGAAGAAGAGUCCGCAGAGAGCAACAGUCGCCACUGUGAAGCUAGAGGAAAUGAAAACAAAGGAACCCAAUGACAUGCGGAGCCAUCCUGAAGGAGCAUACGCCAACCAAAUCCUGCCUUUGAAUCACCACCCUAUGCCCCACCCGCACCCCCAACAACUACCCCACCCCCAGCAGCUGCCCCACCCAAAGGCAGUGCCCCUCCCACAAGCAGUGCCACACCAAAAGGCAGUAGCCCUUCCACAAGUAAUGUCCCAUCCAACACCUAUUCCCCAUUCACAAGCUAUACCCCACCCACAAAAUUUGCCCCACCAACAGCCCCACCCCAUCCCACACCCCCACCACUCUACGGGGCGACGCGGGGUGUUUGAGGACUUUGCCUGCUAGAACCACAAUAGACCAUCCUGGACCUGGGGACAUCAAAAGAUACCCACAAAAGAACUUUCGUAAAUAUCUUUUGCUGUCUUCGGUGUUAAGCUACAGCCAAAGUCAAACACCAAACUUGUGCUGCUAACAAAUCACUUAUGAAAUAAAUGUAGGCACAACUCUCUCCGAUCUGGAUGGGAACUCAAACUUGUGGGGCGAUUUUGUGAUUUUUGGGCCAAUUUUGUUUUGGUACAUGAUCACAAUACAGGGACAAAAGGAGGACUGCAUGUCACCUUGCUCCGGACAAGGAAAAGUAUGGUUUAUUUAUUCAGAAUUUCAACGGUGACAAUAUAUUUUUGUCUGUAUCUGACUUACCUCCUUCUUCAAUACACUGUACCAUAUCCAGCCAUAACACAUUGGAAAUUAUGUAAUUAUUUAAUGAUAUAAUAUUAUCACUUUCUAUUGUAAACAAGCUACAAAUACUUCAGCUCGUGUUGCAUUCAUCCAAGGAAGGGGUAUUUCAAACUGUGAUUCUCAACGGGUGGGUUGGGGCUCAGUAGUGGACAUUAUAAAAAAUAUAAGCAGCUUUUUAUAAUUUAUGUGUAUUAGAAUCCUUAAUAUAUAAUUAGAAACUCUAGAAAGACUUGCAAAAUGUAAUCCUCUACCAAGGCGUUGGUCUGACUCUGCAGUGUGUAACAGCACUGGAAUUAGCAGAUUUCAAUUCAUGUCUCACAUUGGUCAAAUUAACUCCUCAAAUGUAAUCUCUCAUUCAUCCAUCUUUACAACACUUCAUCUGGCAUCUGACUAAUUUCUGGGUCCUGUACAGGGCAGGUAAACAAGACCAGGGCAAGGUAACUCCUCCAAUAAGUCAGAGCUAUUCUAUCUCCUCUACCCUUUGGGCAGUAUAAAUUCUAUAGCUCCUCACACCAGUACCUUCAGAUUGAAAAUGGCUUCCGGAUAGCAAUCAACAUCCUGAUUUAAAAAGACAUUGUCCAGAUUUCCAACAUUUCCACCAAUGUUUGGCUCUAACCUGAAAUGGUGCUGAAUCUAAUCCCAUAAACUUUCUUAAUCUUGUAUUUUAUAUCUCUGAGAAAGCAUCAAGCUUUUUUAUAUUUUUUAUUUUUGGGACAUUUUUUAAAAAGUGUAUGAUACAGUAUUGUGAAAAUGUUGAGUCAACCUAACCCCUUAGCCAUAAUGAGAAUCAUUUAUGGCACAUCACAAUACUUAUCGUUCCAACAGACAAACAGAACAAUAACACAAUAAUCCUAAAAGAGUACCUUCUUGGCAGUGGAUUAUAUUGUUGUGAAAUGAAAAUAAAAAUGAAAUUGAGCCCCAUCAUACACCAUAGACCAGUUUGAGAAAUACUGAGUUGUUUAAUCAUAGUCGAAGAUCUGGCCUCAUCUAUUACACUAUGUCUGGUCCGUGAUUCAGGUGUUAGAGAGUAGCAUUGUACUUGUACAUAAAGUCUAAAAACCUC